Molecule: messenger RNA, 1353 nt
Organism: Chanos chanos (milkfish)
Lineage: Eukaryota; Metazoa; Chordata; Actinopteri; Gonorynchiformes; Chanidae
Gene: tbx1
Product: T-box transcription factor 1
Exons: 8
Coding region: 1-1353 (450 amino acids)
Biological process (GO): cell fate specification; regulation of transcription by RNA polymerase II; positive regulation of DNA-templated transcription
Cellular component (GO): nucleus; chromatin
Molecular function (GO): RNA polymerase II cis-regulatory region sequence-specific DNA binding; DNA-binding transcription factor activity, RNA polymerase II-specific
Source: RefSeq, a predicted model, not a curated record
AUGCACUACAGCACGGUCACCAGAGAGAUGGAAGCCUUCACGACGAGCAGCCUGAGUAGCCUCAAUACACCGGGGAAUUAUCACCUCUCGCCAUCCCCUGGGGACCCGUACGGCCAACAUGAAACCCACUUCGAGCCUUGUCCAGCCGCCCAACACGGCUAUAGCUACACGGGCUCGAACCCGAGCCAGGCCCAGCAGAGUGACACUGGCGCGUCGAACUGUUCUUCGUCGUCCUCGAGCUCCCCGCAAAACAAGACGUUAAUAAAGAAGAACCCCAAAGUGGCCAAUAUUAACGUUCAGCUGGAAAUGAAAGCACUGUGGGAUGAGUUCAAUCAACUGGGGACUGAGAUGAUUGUUACCAAGGCUGGCAGGCGAAUGUUUCCAACAUUUCAAGUUAAAAUAUUUGGGAUGGAUCCUAUGGCUGACUAUAUGCUCCUAAUGGACUUCCUACCAGUCGAUGACAAACGAUAUCGGUAUGCCUUUCAUAGUUCUUCGUGGCUGGUAGCAGGUAAAGCGGAUCCCGCUACCCCGGGGAGAGUUCACUACCACCCUGAUUCUCCGGCCAAGGGCGCCCAGUGGAUGAAACAAAUAGUGUCUUUCGACAAACUAAAACUUACCAACAACUUGCUGGAUGACAAUGGACAUAUCAUUCUGAACUCCAUGCACAGGUAUCAGCCUAGAUUCCAUGUGGUCUACGUUGACCCACGAAAAGACAGCGAGAAAUACGCCGAGGAAAAUUACAAAACAUUCGUCUUCGAAGAAACUCGCUUCACGGCAGUCACAGCAUAUCAGAACCACAGGAUAACCCAGCUAAAAAUCGCUAGUAAUCCUUUUGCAAAGGGAUUCAGAGACUGUGACCCUGAAGACUGGCCCAGGAAUCACAGGCCUGGUUCACUGCCAAUAAUCAGUGCUUUUGCUCGAACCCGGAACCCGAUGUCUUCUCCCCCACAGCAGAAUGGCACUGAGAAAGAAGACAAUCGACGGGAAUACGAACGUGACCCCAGUGCCACGCCCAUCCACGCUGACCCCGCCCAUCAGCUGAUGUCACGUGUGCUGAGCCCGGCCCUGCCCGUGCCAGGAGGCCUCCACCCCGUUCCCCUCACAGCCGGGCACAGGAGCCCCCCUCACGAGCUUCGGAUCGAGGGUCACCCCCAACCUCCGGACACGCUGCACCAUCACCCCUACAAAUACCCCACCACGUACGAACACUACUUGGGCACCAAGACUCGACCAUCCCCCUAUCAGAUACCAGGCAUAAGAGGACAUAGCUACCACCCGCAUAUGAACCCAGCGUCGGCCAACAUGUAUUCUGCCACCAGUGGGCCAGCUAACUACGAUUAUGGGCCAAGAUAA